ACGAAUAAUUACAUUUAAUAUCCCGACGGUUCAAAAAAAGCGACGAGGUAAAGAACCGUAAAGAAACCCUCGAAGGAGCUUAUAUAUCGCUCACCUAAAAAAACUAAUUACAUUAACAAAAAAAAGUUUAUAACUUAUUCCUAUGAACUAGGGCUUCCAUCUGUGGUUGCAUUCAUGUAAUGUUUAGAAUUUAAUUCGUACCCUGACUCUUGAGCUCAACGUCUUGCUAAGAGCCAAUCUCGGUUGCAAACAAGUGUUUCAAGAGAUUCAGCGCUAAGACAACUUUGGUAGUCGCUUAGAAUGUUGCCGCUAGAACUGAAUUCUUGUUCCACUGCUACGGUUGAUACCGGGACGGAUAAAACAUGUCUGGCUAGCAUUCCGAGACAUGGGAACAUGUGUUCGUUCCGCUUCCACCAUGCGAGGACAUCAAACUCCACGUCGUCGUCAUAAUCGCAUGGCACCCCUUGGUACAUAGCAAGUUUGUUGUGUGAGCUUACAGUUGUACCACCUGAACUCGUCGAACGCUGACCACGCUUACCUUUUUUUGCCAAAAGCCCACCGACUAUUCCUUUAAAACCUUUUUUUGAUUUGGGGGCGGAGGAGAUGUAGUUUCUUCCGGUGCAUUACCGUAUAUUCCUUGAAAUUCUUUAAAUAAAGCCUCGAAAAGAUUAAUAGCAUUAUCUCUUUCUUUUUUGCAUUCUAUUAAAUGGUUGUAGUAACAAUUAUUUUCAUCUAAAAAACAAGUGUAGUAUUAGUCAAUCGGAAUUUUAAAAAUUUCAAUCUUAAAGCGAGGAUCACAAAUAAUACCAAAUUUAUAAAUAUCAGGAAUGUACAAAUAAUAAGCACAUUGUUUAUCCCUCAUAGAAGAGACAUAUAUAGGGGUAUAAGUCUGGAUCAGCUAUACUUUGACUAAAAUAUGUUGUAGUUGUAAUACACUUUUUAAAAAAUCUAUUAGUGAAGUGUGUGGUGGAUUCCCAGCAUAUAUCUUUUUGAGUGGAUAGCCCUAUUCCAUCUUCCGAGAUAAUAUAAUUAAUGGCCAGCUUCUUUCUUUUCCCAUUGGAAAAGGCGUGAAAAACCUUGGAGUUGGAGUCCCCAUUUUCAAGCCAUCCUGCAUUCGCUUUUUGCUUCCAAUAAGCCACUUCUUUGUGAGUAGCUAGUAGCAGCUUGGCGUUGGCCUCCUGGGCUUUCUCACGAUUUGCUUCGGAUGGAUCUUCCUCAUAACGCAGCUGGGUUUGGGUUGCUUGAUCCUCUUCCACAGUUAGAUUAUCAAAGAUAUUUCCAAACUCUUUCUUGUUCCACUCCCUAAGACAACCCUUUAGAUCUUUUAGUUUGGCCACUAGUCCACGCAUGCCACCACAGGUGAGACUUUUAUUCCAACUGUCCUUAACCACUUGGAGGAACUAGUUGUGGUGUAUCCAGGCAUUGAGGAAUCUGAAGGAAGAUGGCCCGCGGUCUUGGCUAGAGUGACAAGAGAAGAGGACAGCUUUGUGAUCACUACAAGCUUUGGGUAAGUGGUGAGUGAAAAAGUUAGGAAAGGAUGAUUAGAAUGCUAGGUUAACCAGGACUCUGUCCAACCUAUGCCAAGUUUUCCCACGGCUCCUUGUGCCAGACCACGUAAAGAGACCAUCUGGACAGAACAGGUUGCAUGCUUCAAUGCACGAGUUGAACUCUUCCAUUCCUUGUGCACUUGGUUCACACGUACCUUUGUUUCUGUAGGGGAAGAGAUAGCAUUAAAGUCACCUCCCACCACCCAAUUAUGAUUAAUGUUACUCCUCGCUUGCAAGCUCUCCCAGAGAUGCUUUCGUUCAACCACCGUGUGAGCCCCAUACACACAAGAGAUGGUAAGGUUGGUGUUGGAGUAGUUUACCAUGGAAAAGUUGCAGUGAGUAACUUGCUCUUCAUCAUUAGAGCUAACCAAAUGAAGCAUGCUAGAAUCCCAAAAAAUCCAUCUCUUGUUAUUAGCCGAAGAGAGAUGGCUGUUGUAACCCAAUUUAAAACCGUAGGUAGAUAUGUGUGAGGCCGAAACCUUAGGUUCAAAAAGACAGAAGAAAGAAGGGGUGUGAAUCCUCUUGAGGGAAAGUAGUCUGUCAAGGGAAGAGGGCACCCCAUAGACAUUCGAAAAAAUCUGCUGCAUUUGG
Molecule: messenger RNA, 2138 nt
Organism: Cuscuta campestris
Lineage: Eukaryota; Viridiplantae; Streptophyta; Magnoliopsida; Solanales; Convolvulaceae
Source: the annotation of a GenBank genome assembly